Messenger RNA from Triticum turgidum subsp. durum (durum wheat), 273 nucleotides. Lineage: Eukaryota; Viridiplantae; Streptophyta; Magnoliopsida; Poales; Poaceae. The record is from the annotation of a GenBank genome assembly.
AUGCUGGCGUGGCCGAUGACGCUGGGCGACCAGCGCCUGGUGGCAACGGUGAUCAGGAGCGCCGGCUUCGGGCUGUGGCUGGAGCGCUGGAGCUGGGACAGCGAGAGCUCGCUGGUGCGCGCGGCGGAGAUAGCAGAGAAGGUGAAGGCGGUGAUGGGCGACGAGGCGAUCUCGGCGAGGGCUAAGGAGGUCGGCCGGGAGGCGACCAAGGCCGUUGCCCCGGGCGGCUCCAGCCACCGGAGCAUGCAGGAAUUCCUUGCCGCGCUCAGGUGA